Molecule: messenger RNA, 1081 nt
Organism: Westerdykella ornata
Lineage: Eukaryota; Fungi; Ascomycota; Dothideomycetes; Pleosporales; Sporormiaceae
Exons: 1
Coding region: 149-997 (282 amino acids)
Source: RefSeq, a predicted model, not a curated record
GCAGCGCAAAGUUUCUACCGGCUCAAUCGCUGUUAACUCCACUACGCAAUCAUGGUCAUUGUUUGACGCUAUUUCGGACCGCGACGGUACGAUUGACCUGGGCAGUGUUUUCCUCUGCUUGGUUUGCCUCUACAUCGGCUGAGCCCAGAUGUUCAUCAUGCCUAAUAUGAGGCUCGGGCGUCGUAGAGACUUUCCCCGUCUCGAUAUCUAUGAUCCAAUCGCCUUCCUUAGGCCAUACUUACAUCGCUGGAAGCAAUACCUCAACGCCUGGAUCGUACGGGAUCUCGGACCCGAGCUUGUAGACACCCUCAAACCGCAGAUCCUAGAAAUGCUGAAGCAAGGGCAGAUCGUGGAUGAACUGGUGCUGGUCAUGAUCCCGCUCUUGAAGCCUGAAAUCACCACUGAGCUUGAUCAAUCUUCCUUGGACGCGCUCAAGAACGAAUUGAAGCCAUUCAUCGAAAGCCCCAUUGUCUCAUUCGCCAAAGGGAAAGCUCGAGCCCCAGUACCCAAGAUAGAAGGGGAACCCACCGACGACACCUGGGCCGAAGCUUUUGACCUCGGUAGGAUUCUGGGUGAUUCGUUGCUAUCUGCACUCCCGGAAGAUGUGACACCGAUUGCGGAAAGCAGAAUGGCUACGCUGGAGGCUCUUCUCCGGGACGUCGUUGAAUCGCUCAAGGAACGCGUUCAGAUGGCGGAGUGGAAGACGGACCAAAUCCCAGUUCUGAAAUUACAGAUCGAGGAGAUACUUGCGAAUAUUGGCCAGGGCUCCCUACAUCAACAGCGGUCGCUCUCACAGCCUCACUUCUACCAGCACCGCGUGCUUCAGGAUCCCAGUUGGGUGCAACCGGGUCGUAUGCUAUCGUCUCUGAGAGCGGACCUAGCAAAGGUUAUGCUUCCAAGUUGGAACCAGGGAUUAUCACACAGGCCGCUUCCGGCUCUGGCCUUCAACCAACCACCCAGCUCGCUCCUGACGUCCAGCUUGACAACUGCGUCUUAGAAAGCCACGAUCGUCGGCUGACGGACCUCGAAGGGGCCCUGCACGUCGUGGCUCAACAUAUCCGCGAGACCUUGUUCGAUAAUC